GUGAAGUCGCGUAUUUCACUGAAUGGACACUAAUUGCACGUAAAUGACAAUUAGUGUAUUGAGUGUACGGAAAGGUGUUUAGCUGUGGUCUGUCCGACGUGUGGACACAGUUUGAGGCGGUGUUGAAGAGUUUGCACACAAACAGUGUGUUUGUGUCAUAUUGUGUGCUAUUGUAGUGAAUGCUUACAUACAUUGCAUACUCUAUAUAUCGGUGUAUAGAAGCAAAGCCUAACUCACAUUCACUGCUAAUACCCAUACUAUUGAACAUUUGAUCCUUUUUUCCCACAAACUCUUCAUUUCAUUCAUUUGUCGGCCAAUCAUAAGAACUUUUUUCUCUUUGAAAACUGUCGACAACUCAUACCUCGUAUCAGACAGUGAUGUCAAAAGUGUCUGAUAGUGGUUCGGACACCAGUAAUGCAACUUUGAUGAACAUGACUGAACUCAGCAGUACUGUACCGCCUAUAGAGCCGGUGGUGACCCCCACCCCCACCCCCGCGCCCACUGUCGCCGAUAAGAUUGGCGUCAAACAGAUGGUGGAUGUGGUGAAUGUGAGCAGAAGUGGUGGUGAAUGGGUUCCCAUAUCUCUCAAUGAUAUGCCAAUUCAAAGUCAAAGCAAUACUUUGAAUAUAAUAAACAGCACUGAAAUGAGGGCCACAAUGACCACAAUGGCCGGUAUGACCAGUAGUAUGACCACUGGCACGACCACCACCCGCACCAUUGCUCCCAAACCCAUCACCACAUCCACUCUCCCCAUUAGGUCCGACACCAUCGCUGGCACUGUUGGCUCAAACUUAGACAAAACCCAAACUGUAAUCAUCACCACUUCCUCUGACUCUACCGUCAAUUCAACCAUUUCUGGCAAUAAGUACGGAAUAAAUAAAGUGAUUCCCAUAAGUAGUCACAUAGCACUAGUAACCUCUCCUGAUGGCACCUCCAUGUUAGCGGUUCCCAUGUCUUCCUUGGUGACCAAAGGCAAUGUCAUAAAGCAAUCGGGAACCCCGGUUAAUAUAUCCCCGGCCAAUUUGAAGGCCAAACCUCCCAUCAUAACUCCGCUCAAGAUCCUGCCAUUGAUCACAUCGACCACUGCUUCGUCAGCACUUUCGGUGCCGACGUUACCCAAGACAACCACUGUUCAGAAAUUGAUAGCUCCCGCCUCUGUCGCUAUCAAUAAGGCUAUUAGUAAUCAAUCAUUUACUUCAGCCAACACCGGGGUCACACUAAUCCCCACCUCUAUUCCCAAGUUUGUCACCUCUAGUGAAUCACUGCCAGAAACUACUGGUGCCUCAAAUGUGGCCAACAAUUCAAGUGUUGAAAUUAAAGUCGAGAAUAAGAGGUAGUGGUUAAGACUGAAGACAACUUGCAAUCACCACUUCCACCCCCACUGAUGGCUCAAAACCUGACAUUUGCAACGAA
Molecule: messenger RNA, 1413 nt
Organism: Oppiella nova
Lineage: Eukaryota; Metazoa; Arthropoda; Arachnida; Sarcoptiformes; Oppiidae
Source: the annotation of a GenBank genome assembly